CCGGAAGUGUGUGCUCGCGCGAGAAAAACGACUGCUGAUGAUCAGCAGUAGCGCACUACUAUAGUUUAUAAGAGUCGACUCGCUUCUCUAUCAUUUAACACUUAGUCGUAAAAAUACACCACUUUCGCUGCUUUGUUAGGCGACACUGUCGGCUAAAUUCAUCCACGCUGUGACCGUAAUGUGGGAUUAAAAUGGUCAUCAAGGUUUACGUCGCCUCGUCAAGUGGAUCAGUGGCGGUGAAAAAGCACCAGCAGUCGGUGGUAGGGUUCCUUGAGGCCAAUCGAAUUCGCUUCCAGCAAGUAGACAUCACCAUGCUGGAGGAGCAGAGACUCUGGAUGUACCGGCACAUCCCUCGGGACAAGCAGCCGGCCAAGGGCAACCCACUGCCUCCGCAAAUCUUCAAUGAGGAUCGCUACUGUGGGGAUUAUGAAGACUUCUUCCAGUCUAAAGAGAACAACACUGUGUUUGCAUUCCUGGGCAUCCGGCCUGGAUCAUCCGUCACAGUGACAACACAACAACCUCCUGUGACCUCAUACUGUGUACGCCAGCGUGAUGCCAAACAUGGGAUUUUGCCUUCUACAUCCUCCACUGACUUUAAUGUAAAACUGUCUGACCAAAAAAUGGAGGUCUACAUCAGUGAUUUCCUUCCCGAUCCAAUACGGACUAAAAUUCAGGCUGGUAUCGGCAAUACCCAUCCGAUACCUGGUGCAAAUUCACCUAAUGCGUCUGGUAAAUUUGAAAAAACUGUGUAUUUUAUAUCAUAGCAUAAAGAAUACAAGACUUAGAUUUAGUUCGUAUUCAUUAAAUCAUUAAUUUAAACAAUUUCAAAUAUUAUACAAUUAUUAAUUAUUAGGAACUACGACAGGAAUGUAAACUCAAAAUUCACAUACAGCUCUGUUUACAGUCGGUCAUCCUUUCAACAGACAAACAUUACUUCCAAUGACCCAAGUAUCAAACGUAUCGCCAUUUUGAUUGGAGAAUCGAUUUUAGAGUCUGAAUUGCUGGAUUCGGAAGUAUCGAUAUUUCAGCAUCGACCGCACAUUACUAGUUUGCACCAUAUCAUGCAGAGAUUUGUUCCUAGCCUCAUAGCUAAAACAAACAAAAAAAAUACAUAUUUCAAACUUGCAGUUUAGCAACUUGACCACUGGAGGGAUCUACUACACACUCACUUUUUCAUUUAAAAUGCUCCAGUAUGUCCUGUUAUGUCUCGUAGGGUACUAGAUGGUGGUGGGCUAUUUUGUAUGGGGCCACAUUAUAUUGCGCAAGUGUACCUAAUAUUGUGUCUAUUCCGCUUUCCUGCGUGCUGUGCCAUGGUAUGAUAAACAUGAUGGGACUUUUUACACUUGUCAAGUGAAAUGAUCACAUUCUUCUGCCAUCAAUGUUUCCAAGCCAAUAAAAGUUUAUACAUGUACUGGUAGGGGCUCUUCUUUUCUUUGCUUUGUGACGCCCAAUGAAAUGUGAUGAUAACCGUAGAACCAGAAAGGAAUGCGGGAAGCUGCUAAGUGCAAUCGGACCAAAGCGAUAACAGAAAAAGAACACCGCAAAUGAGUAGUUGCUGAGGAAUCUAAAGCACAUCAUUUUAGCAUAGUUGCUGAGGGACUAAAAAAGAACUGAAAAAGAACUCAUGACUAAGGUACACAAAUGUAGAGUAGAAGAACUAAUGAGUAGAGUAGUUACUGAUGAACUAAGGCUCAUUUAGAGUAGUUAUUGAGGAACUGAUAACUAACAAAGAACGACUGACUAAGGCACAUAAAUGUAGAGUAGUUACUGAAGAACUGAUGAGUUGAGUAGUUACUGAGGAACUCUGGCACAUUUAGAGUAGUUAUUGAGGAACUAAUGAACUAACGAAGAACUACUGACUAAGGUACAAAAAUGUAGAAUAGUUAUUGAGGAACUAAUGAGUAGCGUAGUUACUGAGGAACUAAGGCACAUUUAGAGUAGUUAUUGAUGAACUAAUGAGUAGUUACUGAGGAACUAAGGUACAUACAUUAAGAGUAGUUACUGAGGAACUAAUGAAAUAACUAAUGAUGUAAGGCACAUACAUUCAGGGUAGUUACUCAAGAACGAAUGAACUGAUGAGUAACUAAUGA
Molecule: messenger RNA, 2090 nt
Organism: Doryrhamphus excisus (bluestripe pipefish)
Lineage: Eukaryota; Metazoa; Chordata; Actinopteri; Syngnathiformes; Syngnathidae
Gene: sh3bgrl2
Product: SH3 domain binding glutamate-rich protein like 2
Cellular component (GO): cytoplasm
Source: RefSeq, a predicted model, not a curated record